AUGCCUCCCGUUCCCUCAACGGCACCCGCCGAAGCUCGGGUCAAGCUAAAAGCCAACACCGACAUGGCCAAAUUCGGCUACCGACCCAUGGCCAUGAAACUUUCAGAAGCCUCCGAGUUCCUCGACGAGCGCAUAGACGAAUUCGUCGACAUCAUACAGAAACACCAUCAACUAGAAUACUCAGCUUUUGGCAACCCCGCUGCUAUGAGUCCUACUCAGAUUUUAGCUGUGGGUCGUAUCGCUUCGGACACAGGUGAGGGAAGAAUGAACGCAGCUUCCAUGGUCCUGGAAACCAGUCGUCGCAUGGGUGCUGGUUUGCGUGUACCUCUGCGCAUGGAGAAGGGAGGGUACGACUUCUUCCCCGGCAAGGUUGUCGCUCUUCGCGGCAACAACCCAUCAGGCGAGUACUUCAGUGUCACUGAGGUUCUGGCCGUACCAUCGCUUCAGCCUCCAGCCACAGCACCCACCAGCAUUGACGUACACAACGAACGCCUGCAGAGCGACGAUGGUACUGAGACGCGUCCUCUAAAUAUUAUCAUUGGUGCCGGCCCAUACACUACAGACAGCGACCUCUCUUUCGACAGUUUACACGAGCUCUGCUCGCAAGCCGCAGAGACCAAGGCCGAUCUUCUCAUCCUUAGUGGACCCUUUAUCGAUAUUGAACAUCCCAGAGUUGCCAGUGGUGACUUUUCCCUACCUGCCGAAACCAAGAUUGACCCUUCUUCUGCCACUCUUACAGAUGUCUUCCGCGUCCUUAUCUCUCAGCCACUCUCACGUCUCGCCCAAACAUUACCUAGCAUUACCAUCAUUCUAGUACCGUCAGUCCGCGAUGCUGUCUCAAAACAUGUCAGUUGGCCACAAGACCGUCUGGCCCGCAAAGAACUCGGCCUGCCCAAACAAGCAACCUGCGUCACGAACCCCAUGACCGUGUCUUGCAAUGACUUUAUGACUGCAAUCAGCAGCCAAGAUGUUCUCUUCGAGAUGCAAAGGCAACGCGUGGUCAGCGGUCUCAACAGCGACGCUCUAGCCUCCCUGGCCCGCAAUCUUCUCACCCAACGCCACUACUUCCCAGUCUUUCCUCCGCUGCCCAGGGAUGAGAAGGCGUUGACCGUCGGUGCUAGUUUGGAUGUUGCGUACAUGAAGUUGGGCGAGAUAUUGACCGUCAGCCCUGAUUUGUUGGUGUUGCCCAGUGUGUUGACGCCGUUUGUCAAGGUUGUGGAUGGAGUGCUUGUGGUCAAUCCUGGGCAGGCGAGUAAGAAGAGGGCCGCGGGUACUUAUGCGAGAUUGAUUGUUGGACCGAGAGAGUUGACCGAGGAUGAGAGGGAGAAGGAUGAAGAUGUUGAUCACCAGUUGUUCAAUAGGGCGAGAUGCGAUAUUGUCAGGAUAUAA
This is a messenger RNA of Aureobasidium vineae, 1389 nucleotides long. The record is from the annotation of a GenBank genome assembly. Lineage: Eukaryota; Fungi; Ascomycota; Dothideomycetes; Dothideales; Saccotheciaceae.